CCCCGCCCCUCCCUCAGCGCGGCCCCGCCGCCAUUUCGCUGCCCCGGAAGCGCUCGCGGCCCCCCCGUGCCCGGCGGAACAUGGCGGCCGUGUCCGUGCUGUGCGCGCCCGCCGGCGGCUUCAGCUUCGACAACUGCGCUCGGAACUCGCUCCUGGAGGCCGAGCUGGUGCAGAAGGGGCUGCGGGUGCCCGCGCCGCGCAAGACCGGCACCACCAUCGCCGGUGUCAUCUUCAAGGAUGGCGUCGUCCUCGGAGCGGAUACGAGAGCCACGGAGGGGAUGGUUGUUGCUGACAAGAACUGCUCGAAGAUCCACUUCAUUUCCCCGAAUAUCUACUGCUGCGGUGCGGGCACAGCUGCAGACACUGAGAUGACAACUCAGCUGAUCUCCUCCAACCUGGAGCUGCACUCCCUGUCCACGGGACGGCUCCCACGAGUGGUCACUGCCAACAGAAUGCUCAAGCAGAUGCUGUUCAGGUACCAGGGCUACAUCGGGGCCGCGCUGGUGCUGGGGGGAGUGGAUGUCACGGGCCCCCACCUGUACAGCAUCCACCCGCACGGAUCCACCGACAAGCUGCCCUACGUCACCAUGGGUUCUGGAUCGCUCGCGGCCAUGGCAGUGUUUGAAGAUAUACAAACCCGACAUGGAGUCUUGAAAAGAGAAUGCAACUAAAAGUCUUCAGAUUUU
Pyrgilauda ruficollis (rufous-necked snowfinch) is the source of this 686-nucleotide messenger RNA. It is a transcript of the gene PSMB7, whose product is annotated as proteasome 20S subunit beta 7. Gene Ontology annotation, cellular component: proteasome core complex. The record is from RefSeq and is a predicted model, not a curated record. Lineage: Eukaryota; Metazoa; Chordata; Aves; Passeriformes; Passeridae.